Molecule: messenger RNA, 2455 nt
Organism: Diprion similis
Lineage: Eukaryota; Metazoa; Arthropoda; Insecta; Hymenoptera; Diprionidae
Gene: Cow
Product: proteoglycan Cow
Exons: 10
Coding region: 102-1541 (479 amino acids)
Biological process (GO): establishment of protein localization to extracellular region
Molecular function (GO): protein binding; calcium ion binding
Source: RefSeq, a predicted model, not a curated record
ACAGGAUCGUCGCGUUGUAAUAUCGGUCCAGGCCUCUCUGUUCACGCAGGCCGCAUUCAGUUGUACUUGACAGUUAAUUUAUUGUGUCCGACCAUCGAACGAUGAAAUUUUCGUGGGUGGUUUUCAUCGCGUUGCUAUUCGCGGUGGCCGCCGAAUGCAAACGGAAGAGGAAAUUUGAUGGCGACUUUGAAUUCGCAGAGGAGGAAGACACGCGGACCAUCAAAGUGGGUGAUAGGAAGCGCUGGAUACACGAUCCGACCAGUGAUCUUUGCCGUCCACUGAAUUGCAAAAAGAAGGAACUCUGCUUGCUCGAGGACACUUUCACGGCAGUUUGUGUCUCCAGGAAAGAAUUGCAAAAGUCCGGAGACAUUGUUAUAUCCAAAUCGCGUGCUGUUCAAGAACAGAAAGACCGAGCUGAGACUGCCGAAGACUUUGAAAAGGAUGACGUAUUUUACGAUGCGGAAGACGAUGCUGACGACGAAGAUCAAGAUGAGGCCAAAUGCCGAGAAUGUCCUGUAAUAAAGCCCACAUUUCUGUGUGGAUCAGAUAAUAGAACGUACAGUUCACCGUGUCGAUUGGAAUACCAUAACUGCAUUCAUCAUACUUCUGUUCAUAUUGGCUGCAAAGGAUUCUGCCCAUGCAAAGAAUCUGAACUACGAAUGCACAAGAAGAAAAUGCAGAUGCAGCGGCAAAACUCAUUCCUCGGCAAACUCGGCCGUAAUCGUGACAUCACUCUAACCCCACGAGAUUUCAACUAUGACAAUCAUCACUAUCAAUAUCUUAAGUACACCAAACAUGCCAAGGUACCAUUGGCAGGUAGUAACUAUGAAGAUAAACAUCUUAUGUACAAUGAAGUGAUGGAGAAGACCCCGUCCUCUUCAAACUCAGUUCACAGUCCUUCACAGACGCCAAACCAUGAACCGGACUGUUCGUCGAAGUUGGCAAUGGCCAACCGGCUUCUCGACUGGUUUUCUGUCGUAAUGGCCGACGUGAAACACCGUCGGCAGCACACUAAGCCAAAAGGUCACUUUCCUGUCGGCUGCCAAACUGAAGUUAGGUGGAUGUUCGGCCACUUGGACAUUGACGCCGAUAGUCGAAUCUCUGUCACUGAACUUUAUGGUCUCGAACAUGACCAGAACGAGCCUUGCCUCAAACCGUUCCUUGAUGCUUGUGAUACCGAUAGAGAUGCGUAUGUCACUGGACCCGAAUGGUGCGGAUGUUACUCGAAAGCUGAGCGUCCAUGUGCUGCCGUUCGUAGAGGAUCGUCUCCAGAAGUUGCGCCAGCUUGUGAUUCAAGAGGCUACUAUCGCAGUACCCAGUGUCACCGAGGCCUUGGCCUCUGCUGGUGCGUAGAUCCUCAUGGAGUCGAAUUUGCCGGGACUAGGACCCGUGGCACUAAACCUGAUUGCGAUUCAAUAGUGAACAAGUUGAGUAACGGCGGGAUCAAAACAAACAGAGUAGAUCUCGAGGAUGAUGAAGACGGAGGUGCCGAUCCUGCACAAGACCUCGAAGGUUCUGCUGACCAGCCCUUGGACUUCUAGACUUAUACGUACAUCGGUAUGAGAUACAGUUCGAGAACAUCACUCUGAAAUCGAGGGAUUCAUCACUUGUUAACCUCAAAUGGUUGUGUUGUGGUUGAAGGUCUCUCAAUAAUACUUAGAGCUAUCAAAAUGCGGUCGACUUUGACUGAAGAAAGGUGCAACACUUGGGAAUGAAAUAUUCAAUAUCAUUGCUAUAAUUGACAUGCAAUUAUGUAUAACAAAGAAAAACAUGCACUCGAAUCGACAGUUGUUACCAAUGUCCCAUUUGAUGAUUAGAAUAGUAUAAUAGAACUGUGCAACAUUGCCAGUAAUGAUAAGUUUGAACUCGGCAUCUGACGUUAUCCAAAUUAUUAAAAAGUAGUGAAAGUUUUGAGCUGGGUCGUCAUUUUGAAAUAUGGGAAAAAAAGCAUCGAUGUCCUAUCUGAUUUAACCACACUUUGUAUUUCUGUAUAACAACAAAACUUCGAUGAAAUAUAUAAAAACAGCUAAAUGGAAAACUGAAUGCGAAGAAGGAAGAAGAAUAGAAACCAAUAUGAAAAAAGUUUAUUUCAGAGCCGAAAUUUUAAUGUUUUCUUUACACAAUGGGUACUAGAUAAGUCUGUACCUAUCAGGAUACCUCCAGGCACAACUAUAUUAUAUACCGAAAUUAAAUAAUAUAUAAAUUAUUCAAUAAUUAUGCUAAUAGAAUAUAGAAAACAGCAAUUGUCACUACAUUAAUAUGACACGUACUGCACCUUUACCCUUAAUUAAUGAUUAAUUAUACACAAAAUAUUCUUUCUAAAUUUUAAUUCUUAGCUCUACCAGUAAAUUUAAGUAUCUUUAUUAUACCUGACUUACGGUUAACUAUGACAUAAGCAUGAAAAUGCGGAGAGGGUAAAGUGAAUGAAAAUAAAAUCAUCGAAAGCUGUACAUUA